This is a messenger RNA of Daphnia carinata, 1933 nucleotides long. Its product is annotated as protein let-418-like. NCBI's taxonomy places the organism in Eukaryota, Metazoa, Arthropoda, Branchiopoda, Diplostraca, Daphniidae. Gene Ontology annotation, molecular function: protein binding. The coding region runs from base 98 to 1747 and encodes 549 amino acids. The record is from RefSeq and is a predicted model, not a curated record. The transcript is spliced from 6 exons.
CCAUAUUUUUACCCAGCCUUGGUUUCACCGCAAACGAAUUUCGCUUAAAUUGUUAGUUGUUUAGUUUCAAUCAAGAUUCUCGCGGUAGUUGGGAGAAAUGAGUUCCUUGGAUAAGAAAUACGAGUAUGUGAUACAAGCAAUUGAGCAUUUAAAGCAUAGAAAAGCUAGACCGGAUCUCGAAGGAAUCAAGAAUUAUGCUUUCCGACGCCACGGCAUUGAUCCCGUAACGUGUUGCGCGGACGUCGAUGAGCUCAUCGAUAGUGAACACAUUAUUAAAGUUGAAUUUAAGGGUCGCACCAGCUACCGCAAUGCUGCGAAAUACCUUGGACCGGAUGCAGCAAAUACAUCUUCUACAGUGGAAAGCUCACCACAACAACAGACCAGAGAUGCUAGUCCUGAACCAGUUUCCUACAGCUCUGCUGUCACAGCAGCUAUAGCAGCUAUCCUCUGCGAUCAACCAACUCCGCCAAGCCAAACAGGAGCAGUCAGCAUCAGAAGUAUUGCGAGCUAUCUGCAGUCAAGAGACCAUGGAAGAUACUCCAGAAAGUACAUUGAUAAUCUCAUUGAACGAGAGAUUGCAGCAUGCAACAUAGCUUCAAUCAGCAAGGAGACCUUCACCUUACCACCAAGUGUUUUGAAGAAUCUUGACCGUAGGUGGAAGCAUGAACACAUGAAGAGCAAAAGAAAAGCUAGUGGAGCAGCUGAAGACUUGAACAAGUCAAAGAAUCAGUUGAACAAGAGUAAAAAUGUUCCUAGCAAAGUGGAAAAGUCUCCUCCACCCACUCCUCCACGUCCAGAGCGCGUCGGUCAAAGAAUGAAGAGAGCCAAGAAAGUGUUUGACCCAUCGGACGUGGAGGUUAUCCCAAGGAAACGCGGUCGUCCUGUAGGAACUGGCAAAAAGAACCGAGAAUUGCGCAAUAGCUUCGCCACGACCCCGGAGCGAUCCAAAAGUCCGUUCCUCCUAACAGGAUCAUCGCCCCCUAAUAGCUAUUCCCAUUCCGAGUUCAAAGCCUGCCUCCUCUGCAAGUAUUAUACGGUCAUUUUGCGAGGCGUUACUUCGAAAAUGCUCGUCUGCUCAGAAUGCAAUCGAAAUGUUCACGCCAAAUGUUUGGGAUUCGACCAGGACGUUUUGCCUCGCGUUCCCGAAUCGGAAUGGAAAUGCCCCGAUUGCCGCCCUUGCAGCGUUUGUAAACUGGUUCAAGAACAAGACACGGUUUUGCUGUGUUGCGAAUGCGACACCACUUUUCAUCGUUCUUGCUUGACUUCUCCGCCAGCUACAAUGCCAGAUGGCUGUUAUUGGACUUGUGACGACUGCCGAGCCAACGAGUCGGUCGAAAAGACUCCCGUCAAAGAUAGUUCAUCCGAAGAAGGCAAAGUCGAAAAUAAGAUCUCACCGUCACCGUUCCAGCCCUCGGCGCCAAUUAGUCUCGGUCCUUGGGUGUUUGGCACGCGGCAACUGGAACUGAAGGGUCCUCCGUUCGAGUGGGAUUGCGUUCCGAACCCCGACCCGACCAUUCCAGACGCUUCUCAGUGGACCUCCGAGGACGUUCAGAGUUACUUUAGUCGACUGGGGUUCGAAGAACAGGCCACGUUGUUGCGCCACAAUGAAAUCGACGGUCCGUCUCUGUUGCUAAUGAAGAGAAACGACAUUGUCGUCAACAUGGGGUUGAAGCUGGGCCCGGCAGUCAAGAUCUACAACCAUAUCCGUCGUCUGCAGACGCGUCGCGAUGAUCUACUUUACGCAUAAGUAUGCCUGCAAGCUAUUAGACUCUUGUCGUCAAAACCAAUAAAACAAAUCGUAGCAAAAUGUGGAUGUGCAAGGAGUUGCGGAAAAAGAAGGAGAAAUUGAGACAUGGAAAAUGUGUAUCAUCUUUUCGUCCCUUCCUUGUUGUAAUCAUCGUCACACUUUUACAAUAAAAGGAAUACGAAAGCU